ACCCGAUAUGAGCUACGCUGCUGCUGCCGCUGCUGGCACUAAUUCCGUGCAAUCGAAUGGAAAUCGCCCUGUUAGGUCUCCUGCCGGUGCUGUUGCGGAAAUCAACACUGAUGAUUCUUAUAAUUCUGCUGCUGUUAAAUCUUCAUCUGUCAGGCCGACUGCUGUUAGUACAAUGCCAACCACAAGUGGUACGAAUGUUACACAUGGCAACAUAUAUGAACGAAGUGCUGAUAAAUCUGUUGAUGCUAUUGCGGCCGCUAAUGAAAAUGGUGGCGACUCUGCUGCUGCCCGAAAUUUAAAUAGGCCCAAACGCAUAAACAUUGUUCAUGGGCGUAAUAAUAAUACAGAUCUCGAGGUGGUCUUUAAGAAGAAAUGGUUGCACAUUUCCUCCUUUAAACCGUCUGUAUCUGAGGAUAACCUUAUUGCGUAUGUAUCUAAACAUGCAAAGAUCGAUAGUACACACCUUACGUGCUACAAAUUAGUAAAAAAAGGAACUCCACUUGAGAGUCUUCGGAGCGUGAACUUUAAGAUUGGUGUGAUAUCUUCCCUCUACAACAACAUCUUAAAUCCAAAUGUGUGGCCGUCUGAUAUCAUUGUGCGGCCCUUUCGAUUUUUUCAACCAGAAGCUAACCAAGGAAGUUCCAAAUAGUGUUAUACAGUCUAAUGCCGAAUAUACAUGCAAAAAUCUGAAUAUAUACUUCCAGAAUAUGGGUGGAAUGCGCACAAAAGCUAAAGAAGUCUUUCUUUGUUCUUCACGUAUGGAUUAUGACAUAUAUAUCUUUGUGGAAACUUGGCUUAAUAGUAAUUUCUUCAGUGAAGAAUACUUUGAUCCCAACAUUUUCCAGACUUAUAGGAAAG
Molecule: messenger RNA, 858 nt
Organism: Rhagoletis zephyria (snowberry fruit fly)
Lineage: Eukaryota; Metazoa; Arthropoda; Insecta; Diptera; Tephritidae
Source: RefSeq, a predicted model, not a curated record